AUGUCAUUUAUAGACAACCCUAAAUUAAAAUUUUUAAAAGAUCUAAAUCCAGAACAAUAUAAAGCUGUGACAUCACCAGUUAAUGGUAGGCUACAAAUUAUAGCAGGUCCAGGUACUGGAAAAACAAAAGUAUUAACAUCAAGAGUUGCAUUUUUAUUAUUACAAGAAAAGAUUAAACCUGAACAAAUUAUAGUUACAACUUUUACAAAAAAAGCAGCAAAUGAAAUGAUUGAAAGAUUAGAUAAAUUAUUAAUAAAUACUAAUAUUGAUAUAUCAAGAUUAUUAAUUGGUACUUUUCAUAGUAUAUGUUUUAAAAUUUUGAAAAAAUAUGGAUUUAAAUUAAAUUUAUCAGAUUUUAAUAUUGCAGAUGAAAGAGAUAAAGAUCAUUAUUUAAAAGAAGUUUUAACUAAAGAAUUAACUUUACCAAUUUUAAAUUAUAUGCAGAAUACACCAAAAGAAUUAGAUUUAAUUCGUUCAAAAUCUCCCAACAAAAAAUAUCAUGAUAUUGAUAUAAAUAAAUUAAAAAGACAAAUUUCAAAAUUAAAAUCAAAUGGUUAUUUACCUGAUGAAUAUAAAAUUAGACCAGAUUCGAAUAGAGUUUUAUAUUUUUUAUAUGAAGCUUAUCAAAGAAAAUUACAAGAAGAUGAAAAAAAAUUAGAUUUUGAUGACUGUUUAUUAUAUUGUAAUAUAUUACUCACAAAAUGGCCCUUUUUACAUUUUAUAAAACAUGUUUUAGUUGAUGAAUUUCAAGAUACUAAUAAGAUUCAAUUACAAUUAAUGUAUUCAUUUGCAAAAGGUCAUUUAACUAAUGAAAAAUUUCAAAAUAAUGUAACUAUAGUUGGUGAUCCAGAUCAAAGUAUUUAUGGAUUCAGAGAUGCUCAAACAACAAAUUUUAGAUCAAUGAGAGAUCAUUAUUCUCAAACCAAAUCAUUAUCUUGUGAAAUUAUUACUUUGAAUGAAAAUUAUAGAUCAACUAAUGAUAUUUUGAAAUUUUCUGAAUCAAUAAUGAGACAAGAAUCAGAUAGAAUUACUAAAAAUUUAAAUUCACAAUUUAACUUGUCUAUAAAACCAGUUUUUAAAAAUGCAAAUUCAUCAGAAAAUGAAGCUCAAAAAAUUGUUUACGAAAUCAAAUAUUUAUUAUCAUUACCACAACAACCAAUUAAACCAAAUGAUAUAGCAAUAUUAUUAAGAUCAGGUUUUCAAAGUUCUGUUAUUGAAAAGGAAUUAGUAUCUCAGAAAAUUCCUUAUUUUAUGGUUAGAGGUAAAGCAUUUUGGGACAAAAAGGAAGUUGUUGCAAUAAUGGAUUAUUUAAAAGCAUGUGGUGAUCCAAAUGAUAGAAUAUCAAUAAUGAGAACUAUAAAUUUUCCCAAAAGAGGUAUUGGUGCUAAAACUUUAGAUAAAAUAGAUGAUGCAAUUACUCAACUGAAACGUGAACAAAAUUCAGCAAGAGAAUGUUUGAAACAAUUGGCCGAAAAUCGUCAUUCAAGUGAAAAAUUAUCGAUAAAAGUAAGAUCUGGGUUACAAAGUUAUUUAGAUGUAAUUGAAGGUGGGUUUGAUUUAUUACCUGAAAAUUUAAAAGAUACAACAAAACCAACCGAAAUAUUACAUGAAGAAUUAUUUGAUUUUGUUUAUGAAAAAUCAGGAUUGAAAAAAGAAUACGAAGAUGACCCAGAAGCCAAUGCAGAUAAAAUCGAAAACAUUGAAGAAGUUAAACGUCAAUUUGUUGAUUUUGUUAAAAAAGAUGAUAUAUUUUAUGAAGAAGAUGAAGAAAUUGAAGUAUUAGAUAAUAGAAACACCAUUAUACAAUUUAUUGAAUCAAUUGGAUUAUAUGAAUCAUCAGAAGAAGAUAAAAAAGAUGAACAAGAUUCAAAUGCUACUACUUCACCAACUCCUAAAAUUUCAUUAAGUACAAUUCAUGGAUCAAAAGGUUUAGAAUGGCCAGUUGUAUUUAUUCCUGGUUUAACUGAUGGUUUAUUACCUGCAAAAUACGCAACUGGUGAAACUGCUGUUGAUGAAGAAAGAAGAUGUUUUUACGUUGCUGUAACAAGAGCUAAAACCCUUUUGUAUAUUACAAAUUACAUUGAAGAAAGUGGUAGUCAUUAUGAAACUUGGAGACAAAAUUAUAAUGAAUUAUCUGUUUUCAUUAAAGAUUUAAAAGAUUCAAGAAUUUUUGAAAAUAAUCAAUCAUCAUUUAAAAAUAUAGAAAAUUUAAAAAAAAUGUAUGACUUGUUAGGUGUUGAAGAUAAUUCAAUUCUUGAUAAUUUUAAUAUUGAUAAUUUUUAUAAAGGGUAUUGUAAAAAUUGGGUAUCUUUUGAAAGAGGUGCUCCUUUCCUGACUGAAUAUAAUGGAUCUUCUUCAAGUUCAUUAGGUGGGUUUAAAUCAGCUUCUUCAGUUUCAUCUACUAAUGUUAAAAGAAGAAAAUUUAGUGCUGGUCGAACUUCAUUAUCAAGACAAAAUCAACCUCCCAAUCCGUUCAUUCUAACAACUAAUAAUACGAACGUAUCUACAACAUCAUCAACGUCAGGUCCAAAAUCUAGUAAUAAAGCACCAGCAUAUGUACCAAUGAGAGAUGGAUCUUCAAAAAAGUUAGGAAUGAAACGUUAUUAA
Molecule: messenger RNA, 2607 nt
Organism: Lodderomyces jiufengensis
Lineage: Eukaryota; Fungi; Ascomycota; Pichiomycetes; Serinales; Debaryomycetaceae
Product: DNA helicase
Exons: 1
Coding region: 1-2607 (868 amino acids)
Biological process (GO): recombinational repair
Cellular component (GO): nucleus
Molecular function (GO): ATP binding; hydrolase activity; DNA binding
Source: RefSeq, a predicted model, not a curated record